AUGGAUCAAACCGGUGAGACCGACAAAUCAAAACGAAUUAGAGUUAGUUGGAAAAACUUGAAUGUGGUGAAAACGUUUGUCGAGGCUUGCAUCCAUGAGAUAUCUGUUAACGGGCGAGAAGGUGGAAGUUUGAAAACAAUUUCAUGGAAAACUGUGUCGGAUGUCCUUAAAGACAGCCAUAACUUGAUUGUUGACCGUAAGCAAAUGAAAAACCAUUAUGACUAUCUCAAGGGGAAAUAUGGAGCAUGGUUACUACUAAGAAACAAAACUGGAAAUAAAAAUAAACACGUGGAAUCUUUGAGAAACACAACAUUACCAUUUCCUGAUCUUUGUGCAAAACUUUUUGAUGAAGCAAUGGCUACGGGGAUAAAAAGUUGGGGUCCGAGCUCGAAUGAACCAAUGCCUAGGGAUGAACCUCACGUGGUUGAGCCUAUUGUCAAUGAAGAAGAACAAGAUUUGGAUAUUCUUGAAUAUACACCCCAACCGUUUUCUACAGCAUCUCAAUCCUCGACAUCUCAAUCCUCGACACCUCAAUCCUCAGCCCAACCUAAGCUUGAUAAAAAGAAGAAGGGUAAAGAAAUGAUGGCGAUCGUUGAAGAAGAAAUAAUUGGCGUUUUGAAGAUAAUGGCUGGAAAACAUCAUUCAAAGGAUCAGAAAUUUGAGGUUCCUACAUUUGAUGAUUGUCUUAAAAAGUUGAAUGAGAUUGGGUGGGAAGAUACUGAUCCGUUGUAUGAUGUUCCACUCGCAAUUUUUUGCGAGCCAAAUGAUCAUUAUAGGCAAGCUUGGAUGAAGAUGAAUGCCGAUAAGUGUGCUAAUUGGGGGGCAAUUAGCGCGCUAGAUGGAACUCUUGUGCAUGCCAUUGUGCCUAUUAACCAACAAACCGCUUAUCGAGGACGAGGAGGAGGUCGGUGCUAUCAAAAUGUAUUAGCCAUAUGCGAUUUCAACAUGAUAUUUACGUUUGUUUGGGCUGGAUGGGAAGGAAUUGCACAUGAUUCUAGAAUAUUAACGGAAGUUGUAUUUAACCCGGCUUCUGGUUUCCCAUUUCCUCCACCUAAUAAAUAUUAUUUGUGUGAUGAUGCAUAUGCAAACACUCGUGGGUUCUUAGCUCCUUUUCGCAAUACAAGAUAUUGGUUAGCGGAUUUUAAACGCCGACGUGCUUUAACUAAGGAAGAAAAGUUCAAUCAUGCACAUGCGCAACUUAGAAAUGUCAUUGAACGUUCUUAUGGUGUCUUGAAAAACAGAUUUCCGAUCUUAAGUAAAAUGGCUCCUUACAAGUUUUCAACACAACGAAACAUGGUAAUUGCUUGUUUUGCGAUCCAUAAUUAUAUUAGAAAAUGGAAAAUUCACGAUCAAUUAUUUUUGGAAGAAGAUAUUUUAGCUAACAGCGAAGUACAGUCUGAAGAGCAAGUUCAAGAACAACUAGAAGAAAAUGCAGAAGAAGAAGUGGAUGGAACACAAUGGGGUACUCAAAGCACUCAAUAUAUGACAAAUUUUCGUAAUGAAAUUGCUAACCGACUAGUAUGA
Molecule: messenger RNA, 1524 nt
Organism: Erigeron canadensis
Lineage: Eukaryota; Viridiplantae; Streptophyta; Magnoliopsida; Asterales; Asteraceae
Exons: 4
Coding region: 1-1524 (507 amino acids)
Source: RefSeq, a predicted model, not a curated record